ACCGUAAAAAUUCAGCCUAUGGUUAUAUUCCCUUCCCAUUCUACGGGCAUUGGAUUAGGUUAGGUUAGGUGAGGUUUGAAUUCUGAACGGUUGCAGCUGGUGUAAAUUACAUAUAUAUUGUAUAAAUGAGCAGAUCAGUAGGAAUGGUUUAAUCAACGAGAAGAACAAUGUCAGUACAAAAUAUGACAAUGAAUCUAUCGAACAAUGCUCGAUGUUACACAUCAAAAUCCAGCGGAAAAAAAUAUCCAAUAUUUAGUAUCCGUGACCUUGUGCCAGGUCACACUGGACCGGAAACAUCUGAAGCUGCUAUGGCUCAAAUAGCCAAACCUCGAUCGGAGAGAAAAUGCCAACCAGUGAGAAUAUCUAUGGCUUAUUUCAACGAUCCAUCGGACCGCAGAAAUACUGGAUCAAGUCGCAAAACUCCUGGUCGACCAUUGCCGCAACCAAUUCGUAAUAUUCAUAAGCUGUUUGAAUCACCCAAAAACAAUGCCAGAAAGAGGCUCGAUAGUUUAUACGAUUCUUCAAAACGAAAUGAAAAUGUAAAUCAUUUAAAAAGAAAAAGUCGACUUCUGAAUGGUAACAAAAUUGUGCCAAGGUUACCUGAUAGCAUCGCAGCACGUGAAGCAGAGCCCACUCGAAAACCGAGCACAGUUAAUCCUAACGGAAAUUUGAGAUGCAGCAGACUAUUACCACCGGGAUCCAUAACGAGUUCUUUUAUUAAUAAGCGAAAUUCAACGGCAGUAAGAUCUUCGAUUUAUAAACCUGUAAACCAUGUCCUUGUUGAUCACAAAAAUGUGCAAAGUGGAAGACCUUCGAAUGUUCCAGAAGAGUCGUCGUUAAUUUCUGAGACACAUGAUGAAAACUUGUCCAUCAAACCAAGUACUACAUCAUUAAUAAAUUUUUCUGCUAAUCAAAUUGAAGAUGCAAAAAAGGAUUCAAUUCACUCAGUUUCGACGCCCAGUUCUCCCAAGCAAAAUCAGAAAUCUACUAAGUGCUGCAACUGUUCACAGCUCGUAGUCGAUUCUAAUACAGUUGUGAACAUUUCUACUUUAACAGAUAAAAAUAUUAAAGAUUCACAAAAUACCCUAGGUAUCGUUCAGCCAGAUUCAGAUGUUGAAAAAGCUGCAUGUCAUCGGCCUACAGUAAUUGUCAUGCAAAAGGAAGUAGCUUCUCAAGCCCAAACAAAUUUUGAUGUUGGCGUGGAACUAGAAGAUAGUGUAUUUGUACAGGAUGGAUCAUAUUCAGAAGUUUUAAGCCUACAACCACCUGCAAAUUCUGUUAAAUCUGAGGAAUCGACGACUUUUCAACGCAUAAAAAAUGCUACUGAAGAAAAUCGUGAUGCUGAACUAACUGAGUUUACGUCUCAUUUGAUAGAUAUGAAGAAUGAGGUGCUCGUUUUCAAACAAAAACAAUUAAUAGAUGAAAUAUCCCACCAUGAGAAAUAUUUAGCAAAUCUUAAAUUGGAGUUGAAAAAUGUGAAUAUAGACUUGGAUAAUCAAAAAAUCCGAGCGUCCAAUUUGAAGUUGGAAGGUUGGAGAAGUUUGAGUAAUGAAGAUAUGGCUUUUUUGGUAUAUCAAUACAAUGGGAAUACUAACGAGCGUUUUGAUAGGCGUUUGAAUGCCCAAGAAUUGUCUGUGUCUGAUAAUAAUGGAAACCGUUUAAAAAACACCCAGGAAUAUCAUCAACAAACUGCUGAGACUGCCGAGCUGAGAAAAUCGUCAAGUAACGAAAAGCUCCAGUCAGAUAAAGACAAAAAUGAUGAUUUAUCAAAACACGAAUCUACCAACUUAGCUGUGAAUAUUGAUAAAAUAGAAAAUAUUGAAAACGAACCACCUACCAGGAGACGAUCCGUUAGGUUAGCGAUGAAAAAUGCUAAUCAGUCCUUGCCUGUUAGCCACAGUACACCUGUGAUAAAAAACGGGAAAUUUGCAGCUUCCCAAUCUAACAAUCAGUCCAAGCCACCCUGUACGCCAAACAUGACUACCACUCCUGGGCAAAGCAAUGCUUGGAAGAAAAAGAACGCCCGAUCAUUGCGGGAAUACAUGGUUCUGAAAUCAGCUAAUAAAUUUUUAAAUACGCCAGACGUCCAGCGCUAUCGAAUGGGAUCGGAUGAAAAGGUCAAGAUUCAGGAUACAAGUAGUAUGGUAAACGAUGGAUUACUUUUAACAGAUAAAUUGUUAUCCGAACUUCAUGACUUGCAUGCUACACCUCAAAAAUUUUACCCAUAAGUACGUGUAGUAACGCAUAAACUGUAUUUGUAUAAUUAAUAACUGUACAAUUUAAUGUUAUUUUUUGUAAAUUAUAAUUGCAACGUAUUUAUUGUAAUCGUCUUUCUACCCAUUGAUCUUAAUUAGUAUGAAU
This is a messenger RNA of Neodiprion fabricii, 2361 nucleotides long. RefSeq lists its product as uncharacterized. The coding region runs from base 168 to 2228 and encodes 686 amino acids. The transcript is spliced from 4 exons. Lineage: Eukaryota; Metazoa; Arthropoda; Insecta; Hymenoptera; Diprionidae. The record is from RefSeq and is a predicted model, not a curated record.